GAGGCUCGAGUGAUGUUCAUCGGAUUUUCCACUAUAACACGUGACUAACGGACUUGAAGAUUGAUUCCAGCCGACCCCAAGAUUUUGUCCGCACCGCACACUCAACAUUCCGAAAUUUUACCUCCUUCAGCACGACCACCAAGAAUCCGAGCAAGCUACCGAAGUUUCAUGUAAUAUGAGCCCAAAGUUUUGAUCUUUCCACCAUCAUCGGGUGACCAAUCGCAGAUUGACGACGCAUUUUGUGGCUGAGAGGUUUUCGAGCAUGGCAUGACAUGCAUAGGUGAGCUCGUUGUGAGCAGGGCAGGUAGGGCAAGUAGGGCGUCAAAUCACGAGCAGUUUGUGGUGAACCAAUACUAUUGAUGACUCGCGCAGGCAUCACAAUUAUCACAAGCAUCGCUGGCAAUUCAAUUGCCUUUCCAGAACCAGAGAAAGCAAAUGGAUCCUUUGGCUAAAAAUAACACCAAGGUUCAUCUCAUAGGCACAUUUCAUCUCUUCUUCAUGUUGGUAGGGCGGUAGGUAUUCGAGAUCAAGAGCGUCAAGAAACAUCUCAAACAUUCGUCCAAUCAGCACGACACACCAAAGGCGCGUACAUUUCUUAGGACGGAUUUCCACUUCCACACCCUGCACUCCCUGUUGAAUAGUCGCGGACGGUGGAAAUUCUCCACUACACCAAAAAUCAGGGGCAACAUGGGGGCUUCAUAUGAAGUAAUUCCGAGAUCGUUUCUACGAAUCAAUAUUCAAUGUUUUUCGAUAAAGACGCUAGGGCAAGGUCGUGAAAGCUCCACAUUUCUAAUAUAUUCACAACAAUUUUCAUCUCCACGUAACCAAUUCAUCCAGAACUCCCGGCGUUAUGUCCAUAUGUGCUCGGAAAGAGGGACUCUACCCUGGAUCUAUACUAAGAAUCUAAGAUAAAGUGAUCUCGAAUCUUUAACCCCAGUCAUUUUGGGUUGUUUCAUGGCAUCGCAUUGGGUUUAGGGACUAUUGACCUCCACUUUAGAACAGGCCCUCAUAUAAGGAAAAUGGCUUCAACGUCUCGAAAUGUCUUUUUGAGCCCCCCAGUCAUCAAAGUUGGUACUGGAUGGGUUGUGGCUUUGCGAAAAAGGAACUCGUAGUACCUUGUUCAAAAGGUUGUUGUCGCCCACAACAAUCCAUUAUUUUCUCAUUUUUUUGCUUAAGACAUACUCUCAUCAUUCUUUCUGAGAGAAAGUCAAUCUUCUUUUCAAUUCCUCGACGUUGUUACGUCUAGUCACUCAUUAUUUUUCUUCUUCAUUUAAUUCCUUAAUUAUGAUUCAGCGAAUUGUUUCCACUGCCACUUUGGCGCUUGCUUUCAUUGGUGAAGUUUCCGCGACGAAUAAGUAUACGUUAGUCGAUGAUUAUGCAGGAACCAAUUUUUUUGAUAUGUUCGAUUUUUAUACGGGAGCCGACCCAACAACCGGAUUCGUUUCAUAUACCUCUAAAGAAGUAGCCGAAAAUGCAAACAGCGAGCUUGGUGUAGCCUUGACAAAGGUCGAGAAUGGACAAGCUUAUAUGGGUGUGGACUACGUUAAUGUGGUCACCACUGGCCGGCCCAGUGUUAGGAUACAAAGUAAAGAGUCCUAUACUCAUGGCUUGAUUAUUGCCGACCUCGCGCAUAUGCCGGCUAGUAUUUGCGGUACCUGGCCAGCGUUCUGGACCGUCAACACUACCAAUUACCCACGAUAUGGAGAGAUAGAUAUUCUUGAAAAUAUCAACGAGAAUACUGUCAGCUUGCAAACGCUUCAUACCGAGGAAGGAUGCUAUAUUUCCGGUAACCAAUACUCAACUCAAUUAAAAGAUAACGUCACAACAUACAACUGUGAUGAUUCUGCCAGCUCAAGCAUAUUUGGAGCCCAAGAGGGUAACUCUGCAUGCUCUGGUACUAACCCCGACCCAAAUUCUUACGGAACGACAUUCAACAGCAACGGGGGUGGUGUAUAUGCUAUGCAAUGGACUAGCGAUGUUAUCAGAAUGUGGAACUUUGGGCCUGAUGCGAUUCCAGCCGAUAUAACUGCUGGUACACCAGAUCCAUCCACUUGGGAUCUUCCUGCCUUUACUACCGAAGGAGGAGUAUGUAAUAUUGAUGGAUUAUUUGCCAACCACCACAUCAUUUUCGAUACAACUUUCUGUGGAGUAUAUGCUGGAAAAACCAAAUUCUGGCAAGAGACAACUUGUUAUGACGCAGAAAAAUAUCCUACCUGUGAUAGUUAUGUUGGAGCAAACCCAGCAGCAUACAAGGAAGCUUAUUGGCUCAUCAACAGUGUUAAGGUUUACCAAAAUGAUACCUUGGCCGCUACUAGCGCUGCUGCUGCUUCAUCUACGUCGGCUGCUAUCGUUGCUACUUCAACCAAAAUCUCGACUACUGCUAGCCCAGUAAUGAGCUCAACUGCUCGAGCCGAAUCUCUUUUGGGUGUCGCGACAUCCGAAGCCGCAUCGAUCGCCUCCGUUGUCGCCUCUAGUUCAUCAUCUUCUGCAGCAUGUGUCUCCACAGGUGCCCUCCUUUCUGGUCAGACCGCUUGCCCGGCAUCUUCUGUAGAGGCAUCUUCUACCGCAAGCAUCAUUGCUUCAGUAUCAUCUGUUGCUACAAUUAUUCCCACGACAGCUCCAGUGGAGGCAUCAUCUACAGCCAAUAUCAUCGCCUCAGUAUCUUCUGUUCAAGAAUCCUCCGCUGCUAUCAUUGUCCCUUCAGCAUCUUCUAUUGAGCAAUCCUCGGUCGCCGGCGUCCUUACAACUGCUUCAGUCCCAUACCCCCACACUACCUCUACCAUUUACGGAACAAACACACGCACUGACGAGCUUGGAUCUGUUGUAACCGAGACUGUUAUUCUUUCAACUACUAUUUGCCCAAUCACUGCUGCCGAGGGGGAAGCCACCCCUUCACCAUCCAGCGCAAAUGUCGAUUCGACGACGACUAUUCAAAGUACUAUCACAAGCGUUAAGUCGGCCGCUACAAUCUAUAGCACCGUUACACUUCCAGGUGAAGAUUCCUCUGCUAUUAUUGUAGCCACUAGCGAAAUUGCACAAACAACUGUCUCAGCUGCUUACACAACCCAAGUAUCUGAGCCCGCAUAUGCUUGGAGUACUGUCACUACCGAGGGAACUAGCACUGUCGUUCCUGUUGGUUCAAGCCCAAGUGUUCCAGCAUCGGCUGAGAGUGAUAGUUCUGUACCGACUGCUUCAGCUGGAGCUAGCUCUGGUGAGGCCACUAGCGUAUCUUCCGCAGCAUGCGUACCCUCUGGUGGUGCUCUUUUAUCUGGUCAAACAGCUUGCCCUGAAACACCCGCUGCCUCGACUGGUGCUCUCUCAGGCGAAGUUACUAGCAUUGUUUCUUCGGUCGUUAACCCUACCCCAGCUAUAUCUUCUGCCGCAUGUGUCGCUUCUGGUGCUCUUCUUUCCGGUGAAACAGCUUGCCCAGAAACUCCACUUAAGGCUGUAAGCUCCAGCGAGGCCACUUCCGCUCAACCAUCCACUACAUCAGUAGCCAACACUCCAAUUCCAACUGACGCCUCGAUCGUCCUCUCAACCGCAACCGUGGUACCCAUGCAAUCUGCCCCUGCUCCAGCCGCCACAUCUGCCGAAGGUAUCAGCACCCCUCAAUCAUCCAGCGUAGUCGGCCAAGCUGGAACUACCAGCCCAAUAAUCUUUACCCCAACCUACGCAACCACCUCAUUCGUCACAAAGCCCACAUCCGCAUCCACCAACUCUACCUCUACGCAAACCAUUACCUCAAGUAGUGUAUCGAUAACAGGUACUGGUAUCCUUAUCGACACUUCUACACUUGGAAGCACCGAAACUUUCACAUUCGCCAUGCCAAGCAUCUAUAGCGCGACUGGAACCAGCGAUGCUAGUGCUGUCACUGCUUAUCCUUAUUUGGACUCUGGAGUCUCAAAGGUCAGUGUUCGGGGAAGUAUUAUGGCUGCUAUGGGGGUUAUGGCUUUGCUAUUGGUGGUUUAAAUUUUUUGAAUUUGAGAUUCUUUGAUACCUAUGGGGACGAUGUGGCUUGGUGUAAUUUUGGCGGGCAUUUUGUAUAUAAUUUGAGAUAAACACCUGGAUACAGAAAGAUAAAGUGUAUAUUUAUAUAGGACAAUGAGAAGAAAUCUCUUGUUAUUUGGCUA
Messenger RNA from Botrytis cinerea B05.10, 4130 nucleotides. RefSeq lists its product as hypothetical. Lineage: Eukaryota; Fungi; Ascomycota; Leotiomycetes; Helotiales; Sclerotiniaceae. Gene Ontology annotation, biological process: glucan catabolic process. The record is from RefSeq and is a predicted model, not a curated record. Bases 1285 to 3969 code for a protein of 894 amino acids. Gene Ontology annotation, molecular function: hydrolase activity, hydrolyzing O-glycosyl compounds. The transcript has 3 exons.